AUGAAACUUAUCUCAAAGACGUCAAAUAGUGCAAACUGCCCUCCCGAGUUCGAAUUUCUUCUGCCAGAUGCAACAAGCAACAUACAUCUGUCUUCCUCACACUCUCCUCUUCCAAGACCGACGCGACUCGUCUUCUAUUCAACCAAACAGAAUUCGCAGAAUACCCUAGCCUGCCUUUCAAUCAUCUCUAGAAUGGCUUCGUUGAGGGAGGUAAUCCUUCAGCUAAGAGCCGUUGUGAAUAACCCUACGCAGUUGAAUGCUCCCCUGGAAUGGCCGAUUCCCGGACUUCGAAGCUGCUUGAAGCACUGUUCUUUUGCUAGACUCGACAAGUGGCACAUCAGGGUGCACGAAGAAUACGAUAACCAGAUCGCCCAAGACUCAGCUUUCUAUGAGUUUCAAGACGAAGUCUGGGAUUGUAUGACCCGAGCGUCUGAGAAAUCCCAUCACCUGAGACUAUGGACGAAGGGCAGAUUGCCUACAAAAAGUCCGUUCAAUUUCAUUAGCUACCGUCAUCUUGUUUCGGAAGCUCUCGCAGACAUUCUCGAGGCAUUCGAACACUUCUCGGCAAUGAAUGGGAGGCCUGUGGGUAUCGUCUUCAAGUAUAUCAAGAAGUGCUACGAACUCAUGAUUCGUCUCGGCAGCAUGUUGUAUCCUUAUGGGGACAAUGAAAAUUGGUACGCCCAACAUACGGAAUUUCUUAUCGACGCAAAUCUGGAUGGGUUCAGUCUUAAUUGCACCAUAGUCAUGGAAGUUGCCGCUGAUCCUACUCUCGCUGCUUCGAUUCUCAAUCCCGCCAAGAUACCAGGGACAUGUCUGCCACGGCGUCCACAACCACCCAUGGUAGCCCUAACGAAAGGCCCAUAUGGGCCGCGACUCAGUAGAAAUUUGUAUUGGGCACAAUAA
Cadophora gregata is the source of this 903-nucleotide messenger RNA. RefSeq lists its product as uncharacterized. Lineage: Eukaryota; Fungi; Ascomycota; Leotiomycetes; Helotiales; Ploettnerulaceae. The transcript has 2 exons. The record is from RefSeq and is a predicted model, not a curated record. Bases 1 to 903 code for a protein of 300 amino acids.